GCCUCUGGGUGGAGGCGGAGGGUGAGACAGACCCUGCCCAGAGCUCCAAGUGGCUUCCUGCUGCUUGCCUCUAAACCCCUCCACAUUCCUGCAGCACUUCAGACUGCCAGAACUGUUCUGCCGCCUGCCUGCCUGCCUGCCUGCGCCGAGGGCUCCCAACACCAUGAGGGCCUGGAUCUUCUUUCUCCUUUGCCUGGCCGGGAGGGCCUUGGCAGCCCCUCAGCAGACUGAAGCCCCUGAGGAAAUAGUGGCAGAGGAAACUGUGGCAGAGGAAACUGUGGCAGAGGAGACAGGGGUACCGGUGGGUGCCAACCCAGUCCAGGUGGAAAUGGGAGAGUUUGAAGAUGGUGCUGAGGAAACUGUGGAGGAGGUGAUAGCUGAGAACCCCUGCCAGAAUCACCACUGCAAACAUGGCAAGGUGUGUGAGCUGGACGAGAGCAACACCCCCAUGUGUGUGUGCCAGGACCCCACCAGCUGCCCUGCUCCCAUUGGCGAGUUUGAGAAGGUGUGCAGCAAUGACAACAAGACCUUCGACUCCUCCUGCCACUUCUUUGCUACCAAGUGCACCCUGGAGGGCACCAAGAAGGGUCACAAGCUCCACCUGGACUACAUUGGACCAUGCAAAUACAUCCCCCCCUGCCUGGAUUCUGAGCUGACUGAGUUCCCUCUGCGCAUGCGUGACUGGCUCAAAAAUGUUCUGGUCACCUUGUAUGAGAGAGAUGAGGGCAACAACCUCCUCACUGAGAAGCAGAAGCUGCGGGUGAAGAAGAUCCAUGAGAAUGAGAAGCGCCUGGAGGCUGGAGACCACCCUGUGGAGCUGCUGGCCCGAGACUUUGAGAAGAAUUACAACAUGUACAUCUUCCCUGUCCAUUGGCAGUUUGGCCAGCUGGAUCAGCACCCCAGUGAUGGGUAUCUGUCCCACACUGAGCUGGCCCCACUGCGUGCUCCUCUCAUCCCCAUGGAACACUGCACCACACGCUUCUUUGAGACCUGUGACUUAGACAACGACAAGUACAUUGCCCUGGAUGAGUGGGCCGGCUGCUUUGGCAUCAAGGAGCAGGACAUCAACAAGGACCUGGUGAUCUAAGUUCACACUUCCUUCUGCAGUCCUGAAUUCUCUCCCUCCAAUGUCUCCCCUUCCACUCCCCCCUCAUUUAAAAUGUUUGGAUGGUUGGCCGUUCUGCCUGGGGAUAAGGUGCUAACAUAGAUCUAACUGAAUACAUUAACGGUGCUAAAAGGAAAAAAAAAGAUACUAUAACCUAAGUCAUGGCAGUUUCCCACAUAACUCGACUCUGGGGCAUGGCCCAUCCACAGCUCCCUUGUCCCCUGCACUGCCCAGUGUCUCACUGGCUGUGUUGGAAAUGGAGUUGCACGAGCUUGCCGCACACAAGCAUGAGGUAUCUUUAGCUUUCAUUCCUAUUUUCCACUUGACUCUAACACUCUCUCAUUCAGACUCUGUGCUGAUUUCAUUUUGGGGUGUGGGCUCCUUGGGGUCUUCCCCUGGUGGUUCGGAGAUAGGCAAAGGGAAGUGGCAGACACAGGGUACAAAAUCUGGACAAGGAUGCUCUGAGACCUGAGGGUCCACCAGUCAGAACCCAGAUAGUCAUGGUAGCCUAGGCCAACGACUGAGAGAAUAUUCCAGAGCUGUGAUACGCAUGUACAGAGUCCCAGCAGCCCAAGACCUCACUAUCUCCUCCACUCUUCAGGCAGUUUCUUUCUGUGUUUGGCUGUUGGUUCAAAUUUUGGCAAGCCAUGGGACUAUGGGUGGACCAGAACAUCUCACAGGAUUCUCCUAAUCUACUGAUUAUGGGCACUGGGAGGCUGUUUUAGGAAAGUGAGACUCAAGAGGAAGACAAAGAAAGCUGUACCAUAGAGAAAGUGAAGCUGGGCAAUUGGUUUGAUUGUCAUGUCAAGAUGGCUGUCAUACAGUUUCUAGCAUGCCCCCACCCCCACCCUGCUGGCAACCAUCUACUAACCAAGAGAAACUUGCAAGUCAAUGGAAUGGUCGGAUCUCACAGGCUAAGAAUUUGUUCACCACCUCCAAGCAUUUCAUGAAAAAGCUGCUUCUCAUUAAUCAUGCAAACUCUCACAAAGACGUGAAGAGCUUGACAAAUCUUUCAAAAUAAAAAUUAAUGACUUAGAAACUGCC
This is a messenger RNA of Cricetulus griseus (Chinese hamster), 2149 nucleotides long. Lineage: Eukaryota; Metazoa; Chordata; Mammalia; Rodentia; Cricetidae. The record is from RefSeq and is a predicted model, not a curated record.